Chironomus riparius is the source of this 4234-nucleotide messenger RNA. The record is from the annotation of a GenBank genome assembly. Lineage: Eukaryota; Metazoa; Arthropoda; Insecta; Diptera; Chironomidae.
AUGAAGUUGUUCAUAUUCUUCAUCAGCUUGUCUGUGUCUUUAGCUACUCAAGAUCAAUGUGGAAUUUCUAAAGUCAAUUCUGGAGGUCCAACAGGUCUGAUUUUUAAUGGAGAAUUAGCUGAAGAUAGUCAAUGGCCAUGGGCAGCUGCAGUUCUCAUCAUGAUCGUCAAGUUCUUUACACUUCUUAUAAGCUUUGCUGUGUCAAUUAAUUCUCAAAAUCAAUGUGGAAUACCUGGAAUUCAGCCUAGAGUUGAAGUUAAUCUAAAUCACAAAGACAAGGUCGCUGACGAUGGUCAAUGGCCAUGGGCUGCUGCAUUGUACCUUAAAAAUGGAAAUCAAAGGCAAUAUUUCUGUUCUGGGACGUUGAUUAGCGAUCAGUAUGUGUUGACAGCUGCACAUUGCAUUCAAAACAAAGCAGCUACUCGUCUCUCACCCAACCAAAUAUCAGUGACUCUCGGAGCUGUUGACUCGUCAAACAACAAUGGAGAUAUUUAUGAUGUCAUCGAUGUAAAAACCCAUCCAGAAUGGAACACAACUUAUGAUACAAAGUUCGAUGCUGAUCUUGCGAUCAUUAAGCUAAACAGUUCUGUAGAAUUCUCACCGUAUGUCCAGCCAGCUUGUCUACCAACACCAGAUGAGAAAGUUUUUGAAGUGACUGGAUUUGUUGCUGGGUAUGGGACGUACUCGAAUGAGGAUGGAAUUGAUGGAAAGUUGAGAUAUUUACAGAUUCCAACUGUGACUCAAGAGAACUGCUUGUGGCAUCCAGGAGGAUUUGCUAAGGCUGCAUCGAAGAGGACAUUUUGUGGUGGGGAUUUGAGUAAGAGUGCUUGCAAAGGAGACAGUGGAGCUGGAUUUGUCACUGAGUCACUCUCUGGUUUAUAUCAAAUAAUUGGAAUUGUGUCUGCAGCCAUCCUUAGUUUGACUGAAAAUUGUCAACCUGAUAGCUAUGUUGUCUUUACAAAUGUUCCUUUGUUCGUUAAUUGGAUAUUAACUGAGACUGGUCGUGCUGAUGUGAUUGGUCAACAAGCCUGGAAUCCCUACAAUCCAUCCACAAAGAUCAUUUCUGCCGGUUCUAUCUAUGUCGAUGAAGGAGGCGUGAAGGCAUACAUCGCAAGACGUAAAAUUGGUGACAAUUUAAUUGUUGGGAAAUUUUUUGAGGAGUGGAAGUCAAUUUAUGUGCCUUAUUUUGGAGGAGAACUGAAAUUUGAGGACGGAAUUGUAAUUUUGGCGUCGAGCAAAAAUCCACAAUGGAUCCCAUUUUCUGGUUCAUUUCCUCACAAUGCUGUACAAGGAGGUCACGAAGGAGGUGCAAAACUGUUUGUUGGUCGAAAAAUAAUUGACGAUAAAAGUGUAAUUGGAAAAAUCAUUGACAAAACAAUUUACGUGCCAUAUUUCUCAAAAGAACUGUCAUUUCAAGAUUUUGAUAUUUUGGUGCUGUGCGAUGAAAGUUGGACUCCAUACAACUCCUCAACCGAUUCAAUACCAGUCAACUCUAUUUCUAUAGAUGAAGGCAAUGCAAAGACUUUUGUGGCCAGGAGAAGACACGCUAAUAAUUUGAUAAUUGGAAAGUUUGUGCCAAGUUGGAAUUCAAUCUUUUUACCAUUUAUGGGACAGGAGCUAAAGUUUGAGGAUAGAAUUGAACUUUUGACAACCAACAAGACACACCAAUGGAUCCCUUUUGAAGGAACAUUCCCAACAAACGCAGUUCUAGGCGGCUUUGAAGGAUCAGCAAAGCUAUACGUUGGUCGAAGAAUGCACGAAGGAAAGAAUACAAUUGGCAAAGUCAUCGACACCACUAAGACAAUUUACAUUGGCUCCGGUGGACUUGGAUUUAACGGCAGAUUAUCUGAAGAUGGUCAGUGGCCUUGGGCUGCUGCAUUGUACCUUAAGAAUGGAAAUUCUAGAACGUUUUAUUGUUCUGGGACGUUGAUUGGUGAGCAGUAUGUGCUGACAGCCGCCCACUGCAUCCAAGAUAAAGGCAGACCUCCAUUUGAAACCGAUAAAAUAUCCGUCACUCUUGGUGUCGCCGAUGCAUCCAAAAAUCGAGGAGAAAAGUUCGAUGUGAUUGAAGUAAAAAUGCAUCCAGAAUGGAGCACAACUUAUGGCACUAAAUACGAUGCUGACAUUGCAAUCAUUAAGCUUGGCCGUUCAGUUCGAUUUUCAAAGAAUAUUCAGCCAGCAUGCUUACCAACUUCUUAUGAGAAAGUCUUUGAAGUGACUGGAUUUGUUGCUGGAUAUGGAGUUACUAAUGAUGAUGUUCUUGAUGAGAAGUUGAGAUACUUGAAGAUUCCAACUGUUAGUCAGGAAGACUGUCUGUGGCAUCCAAGUGGAUUCCAUACAACAGCUUCAAAGAGAACCUUUUGUGGCGGUGACUUGAGCCAGACAGCUUGCAAAGGCGACAGUGGAGCUGGAUUUGUGGUCCGAUCUCACACAGGAUCUUUCAAAGUCAUCGGAGUCGUGUCAGCUGCGAUACUUGAUCUUGGAGAGAAUUGUCGAUCUGAUAGUUAUGCUGUCUUUACGAAUGUUCCUUUGUUUGUUAAUUGGAUAUUGAUUGAAACUGGCCGUGCUAAUGAGAUUAGAAACGAAGUCUGGAACCCGUACGAUCCAUCAACAGACGUAAUCUCAAAGAAUUCUGUAUACAGUGACGAAGGAAGUGUUAGGACUUAUGUUGCAAGACGAAUGCACGAUAAAAAUUUAAUUAUUGGAAAGUUUGUUCGUCCACAUAAAACAAUUUAUGUGCCAUACUUUGGAGAGGAACUGAAAUUUGAGGACAAAAUUGAGAUUUUGGCAUCGAAUAAAAGCCCUCGUUGGGUACAAUUUACCGGAUCCUUCCCAAAUAAUGCUGUCCAGGGUGGAUACGAAGGCGAUGCAAAGCUUUUUGUUGGCCGAAGAAUGCACGAAGGCAUCUUUAUAAUUGGAAAAGUCGUGGACUCUAUUAAAGCCAUCUUUAUUCCUUAUUUUUGGAAAGAGCAUCGAUUCGAUGAUUUUGAAAUUUUGGUUUUGGAAUGAAACUGUUUUGAAUAAGUGGGGAUCAAGGGGGGCAACAACAUGAUGGGAAAAUUUUUUACAGGAAAUUUAAUCCUAUGCUCUUUUGGGAUUGAAAAAGUGGACAGCAAUUUUUGAAGAUAAAAACAUUUUGCCCUUCAUGUUGUUAUCCCCUUGAGAACAAUGCAGCUAAUUGCUCAAUAAUGUCAAAUUUAGGAUAUGAAAAUUAUAAUAAAAUUUAUUGAAUUUUUUAAUAUUCUUCAAAUUAUUGCUUUGAAGCUUAGAUUUAAAAAUCAGCAUCCAAACUGUUCCCAUCUUCCUAACUGUCCUUAGCAUCUUAGAAUAUAUUGCAGCUAAAAAUAAAUAAUUCAUUAAAAUCUCCAAAAUUCUAUCAAAAAAAAAUAUUAUUUCAACUUUGUCUCUCAUUCACACCAAAAAAAGGUCUUUCGAAUUUCAUUCUUACUAAUAUGAUUAAUCCAAAACUAAAUUUUCGAUAUUCACUCGAGCUUCGAGAAGACAUCCAAGUGAUGCAAGUCCUUCUCAAUACGGAAAUGAUGAACUUCCAUGAUAUGAAGUCGAAGGUCGCUUCUCUCGCUGAUUUUCAUGCCGGAAUAUUGAACGAGUUUGGCUGUGUAUGGAUAUUCACAGAAGAACUUUCCAUUGACUGACACUCGAACGCCUUGACGCUCGAAUCCAAUGGCAAUUUUGAAGAUUUUUUCAAAGUCAAAUGGGAAGCCGCCAUAGGACUCUUCAUCGUCUUCAACGAAACUUUGUUCCUCACGACCUUCUGCUGCGAAAACCUCACAUCAAAUGUAAAAGCCUGCUUGUCACCUUUGCCAACAUAAAAUUUGAUUCUAAAAGCACCAUUUGGAUUGCCACCAGCACUUCCUUUAACCACAAGUACACUUCCUUCCUUAAAUGGUGCUGGAAUGUCAUUUGAAAACACUAAAUGUGCUGGCAAUCUUGAUUGUGCUACUGGAUAUGUGAAUGGGAAGAUACGACGAUGAUCAAAUUGAAUUACACGAUCAACGUCACGAACGACUUGGCAGGAUUGAAUACGCUUGACGGAGGCACGGAAGAUGUAGUCACAAAAGUGAAUUGAAUUUAUGCUGAUGUGGAAACGGUCGAGACCGAUGAGAAUGUAGAAUGUGAAUCUGUCGCCUGGAAAAUUGGAAUCAUUUAGACUGAAAUGUUAUAAGGAACCAAAAGACACACAUGAGCCGCCAAAGCAGUAAUUGUAUUAACUUAG